Drepanopeziza brunnea f. sp. 'multigermtubi' MB_m1 is the source of this 555-nucleotide messenger RNA. RefSeq lists its product as uncharacterized. NCBI's taxonomy places the organism in Eukaryota, Fungi, Ascomycota, Leotiomycetes, Helotiales, Drepanopezizaceae. The record is from RefSeq and is a predicted model, not a curated record.
AUGUCUCUCGAGUCCCUCGCCAUUUCCCGCAAGAACGCCAGCAAAGAGCUCGCUCAACUAGCCGAAGAACACAUGAAGCAUGACCUCCGGCAGUCAGACCGCGACGCCCUGCAAAGCGCCGCGCAGAAGUUCGGAACCUUCGCCACCGUCGGCUCGCUGCUGGGCCUGGGCCUGGGGGCCGUCCUGGCGUUCAGGGUUCGGCGAGCGAGGGGGGAGAUGUUCAAGGCGUUUCGGGCGGUUGAGCGGCCUACACACGUGCAGUUUGCGAACGGUCGAACGGAGCCGCUGCCGGAUAUCACCCCGAUGUUAAAGCCAAGCACUCUCGGCGACAUCGCGGCGUACACUUUCUUCUCGGCUGGGGGCCUGUUCUUGGGUGGUGAGUUGGGCUUGCUGACUGGAUCGUUCUCGGCAAAAAGGACGAUCGGCAGCGAUCCGGAGAGCAAAGCGAGGAUUGAGAAGGCCUUCAAGGCUUUCAAGGCGGAUGUCUUGCGGAGGGAGAUUGCGGCGCUUGAGGGUGGAGACGAGAAGUCGGGAUUGGAUGUACUGCUAGAAUAG